AUCUAAAUAGCUAGCCCACGCUAUGUCAUAUGCAAACACGGGUUGUCCAUACAACAUAUACGGCCGGGUCGUCUCAGGCAGAGCAAAGUUGCAGCUUGGCGAGCGAAAACUAGCUAGCCACCCUCCCUUUGCUGGUUCGGUUCUGCACCCUCCCCGUCAGGAGGCGACAUGGGAGCUGCAAGCCGCGAGGAUGAGUUGGCGAAGAAGAUGGAGGCCGGCGCGGACACCGUCGGCCAGAAGCUCGACGCCGGCGCCCUCUUCGUCCUCCAGUCCAAAGGGUCAUGGCUGCACUGCGGGUACCACCUGACGACGUCGAUCGUGGCGCCGCCGCUGCUGAGCCUGCCGUUCGCGUUCGCGGCGCUGGGGUGGUCGGCGGGGAUCAUCUGCCUCGUCAUCGGCGCGGCCGUCACCUUCUACUCGUACAACCUCAUCUCGCGCGUCCUGGAGCACCACGCGCAGCAGGGCCGCCGCCAGCUCCGCUUCAGGGACAUGGCCACGGACAUACUAGGGUCUGGAUGGGGACGAUACUACAUCGGCCCGAUCCAAUUCCUGGUGUGCUUCGGAGCAGUUGUUGCUUCCACUCUUCUGGCCGGCCAAAGCAUGAAGGCUAUCUACCUGAUUGCCAACCAUGGCGGCACGAUCAAGCUGUACGUGUUCGUGGUCAUCUUCGGCGUCUUCAUGAUGAUCCUAGCGCAGCUGCCGUCGUUCCACUCGCUCCGGCAUGUCAGCCUCAUCUCCCUGAUGCUGUGCCUCGCCUACAGCUUCUGCGCCGUCGCCGGCUGCAUCUACCUAGGAACCUCCGAUCGGGCGCCGCCGAAGGACUACUCGAUCACGGGUGACACCACGAACCGUGUGUUUGGUGUGUUCAACGCCAUCGCCGUCAUCGCCACCACAUAUGGCAACGGCAUCAUCCCUGAGAUUCAGGCAACGGUGGCGGCGCCGGUGAUGGGGAAGAUGUUCAAGGGACUGUGCCUGUGCUACGUCGUGGUGGUGACGACAUUCUUCAGCGUGGCCAUCUCGGGGUACUGGGCGUUCGGCAACCAGUCACAGGGCACCCUGCUAAGCAACUUCAUGGUGGACGGCAAGGCCGUGAUCCCCGAGUGGCUCCUGCUCAUCACCGAGCUCUUCACGCUGCUGCAGCUCUCGGCGGUGGCCGUGGUGUACCUGCAGCCGACGAACGAGGUCCUGGAGGGCCUCUUCUCGGACCCCAAACAGGGGCAGUACGCGGCGCGGAACGUGGUGCCUCGGGUCGUGUCCCGCACCGCCGCGGUCGCGGUCGCCACUACCAUCGCGGCCAUGGUGCCCUUCUUCGGGGACAUGAACGCGCUCAUCGGCGCGUUCGGGUUCCUGCCGCUGGACUUCGCCGUGCCGGCGGUGUUCUACAACGUCACGUUCAAGCCGUCCAAGAAGGGGGUCGUGUUCUGGCUGAACACGACCAUGGCCGUCGUGUUCUCCGCGCUCGCGGUGAUCGCGUCCGUCGCGGCGGUGCGGCAGAUCGCGAUGGACGCCAGAACGUACAAGCUUUUCGCGAACGUGUGAGCAGGCUUGCACCUGGGAAGCGCGCCGCUGCAGCAGAGCAAACUUGCAUGCCACUGAUGCAGCUGUUAGCCAGCAGAUGUAAUUCACGGGCGUUUUGUAUAAGGUUUACGAUGGAUUGCCGUAUCCGAGAUGUCUUUGCCUAGUUUCGUUCCAAAAAAUGCGAGCAAGUUAAGCAACCGCGGACAGGAAUGGGAAUCAACAAUUGCUCUGCUCAUCGGUACUAUAUUGUUUGUAGACAGGAAGAGAGUUGCAAAACGUACUGUUUUCUCUCGGCAAGAUCAUGACAAGUGAACCAUUACCA
Messenger RNA from Phragmites australis (common reed), 1840 nucleotides. RefSeq names its product GABA transporter 1-like. The transcript is spliced from 6 exons. Gene Ontology annotation, cellular component: plasma membrane. The coding region runs from base 169 to 1539 and encodes 456 amino acids. The record is from RefSeq and is a predicted model, not a curated record. Lineage: Eukaryota; Viridiplantae; Streptophyta; Magnoliopsida; Poales; Poaceae.